GCGACGUUCUCCCUAUGAGGGAUUGGCUGAUACGUUUUGCUUUAAAUAUAUAUAUAUAUAUAUAUAUAUAUAUAUAUAUAUAUAUACAUAUACAGUAACUGAAAUAUAGUCCUCAUCUUUUUUGGAGUAAUAUUCAGCUUUUUCCGCCCCCAUUUAAAAAGAAAUAAUAUUUAUUCCAUAUAACUUGGUUGAAAACAUCGCACCUGCCCCCGCGGAGAACUCAUCCGUCCAUUGAAUUGCACACCCUGCUCGGACUGCGCUGCGCAGGACGCUUCGCUCCCCUGCAGAACCGCGCCAUGGAAUACGAGACAACGUGUGCCGCUUUUUCCAUUCACACCUGAGUUUAUUUUUUUCCCCUUUCUUUUUUUGUGUGGAUUAAUUGCGCGUUUAAUCGUGAACAACUUUAGAGAAAAAGCCUUUAGAUAAGUUAUUUCAGUCACUCCAACUACAAUCGGGGACUCCGUUGAAACAAAAAGCUUGGAUUUUGGUUGAAGAGCUGUCUGUGGGGAGGCAGAAUGGCCCCAUCCGUCUGCUUUCAGUUGGCCGUCAUCAUCAUCUUAUGUGCCGCAUCCGCGAAUGGACUUUCGGAGAGUAUGAACUUGCCACCAGCUACAAUGCAACACUCUGGAAAUCCACACAUUCAUCACAGUGGGGGCUCGCUUAACCUAACCUGCAGAGGCUCUGCCCAAUUACACUGGAGCCUUCCCUGGCGCAAAACCUUGUCAGAGGGGGUAAAGGUGGAGGAAUGUGAGCCUGGGGUCCACUCUUAUUGUAGCAGGUUAACCGUACAACACCUGAUUGCCAAUGACACAGGAAGUUACACCUGUGGAUACUCCCGGGAUGCCGGAGACCACAUCAGCACUGUAUACGUCUAUGUCAAAGACCCCCUGCACCCUUUUGUGGAACUCCAUCACACUCCUCCUCGUUUCCUGGGCAUAUACAGGCGUGACACCUCCCUGUUGGUCCCCUGUAGGACCACCUCUCCUGAAACAGUUGUAACACUAACAGGGCAACCUCCCUUUUCAGAAGAGGUUAGUAAGAAGAUGACGUGGGACUCCAUGAAAGGUUUCACAAUUCCUUAUGGUAACUACACUAUGUACUACCUCCUCACCUGCUCCACUGUGGUCAACGGCAACGUGAUUGAGUCCAAAUACAUCCCUUUGAGGCAGACCAAUGUCCUAAAGAAUUUGAAGAUCACCCCAGAUCACGUCAGGCUCUUGGUGGGAAACACUUUAACCCUCAACUGUUCGGGUGAAACUACAUAUAAUGGAAGGAUUAACUUCACCUGGGAGUUUCCAAAGAGGGCUGAGAAUCGCAGUCGUUUCUUUUUAAAGACCAAGAAUAGCCCAGCUAUGGUUACUGUGAUGAGCAAGUCGCUAGUGAUCCCCAACAUCUCCAUGGAGGAUAGGGGCACCUACCAUUGUACCGGUGAAAUCGAACUCCAGAAACAAAUGCAUGCGUCAGCCAAAGUCCUGGUCUUUGAGCACCCGUUUCUCAAUGUUUCCUAUAAGAAUGAACGGUCUCGGCUGGUGACUGUCAAUGAGGGUAAGAAGAGAGUAGUGUUUGAACCCAAAAUCAACGCUGUGCCACCAGCAGACACAAUGACAUGGUAUAAGGAUGGAGUACCCAUUAGGGAAAACUCCAGCUGUUACAUGGUGUCUGGCUUCAACUUGAUCAUCACACAUGUGCAGCAGACACAUGCAGGAGUCUUUACCGUAUCUUUGGGCAACCAGAGGAAGGAGCUGCACAAGAAUCUUAGCUACACUUUGGUAGUCCAGGUGAAGCCAACUAUUUUAGAGGAGGAGCUUGCAACUGUGGACGUGCAACCCUACAUGUUUGGCAAGCAGCAAAAGUUAACUUGCAGAGCCAGUGGGAUACCCUUGCCAAGGGUCACCUGGCUCUGGCAACCGUGCCGCUCAGACCCCACACUUGCCGAGUGCAUCGUUUACAGUGAGCCAAUCCCAGUCCAGACUGACGACAGGGGCAAAUAUUCACACAACUUGAUUGCGGGCAUAGACAACAAGACUGAAAUGGUCAAAGGAAAGAACAAGACUGUGAGUGUCCUGACGAUAACAGCGGCCAAUGUGUCAGGGUUCUAUCACUGUCUGGCCCAAAAUCAGCUAGGCAACAGCGCGAUGAAGACCCCCUUCUUUGUGUAUGAUAUUUCUGAGCCCUUGGCUAUCGAGCCUCAGAAAGCCAUUGAAGGGGAUGACAUCACUCUGACAUGCCAGGCAGCUCGCUUCCUAUACACGACCCUGGAGUGGUUUGAUCCCCAGAAUCACAGAGUCACCUCCAAUGUCUCAAGCCUCCAAUUCCGUCCCUACUCUAUCGUCCUCUCUCUCACACUGCACAACGUGUCUAGGAAUCAUACUACAGGUUACCAGUGCCAGGCUUAUAACCACCAUAGCAAGAAGGUUGUACCCAAAACGUCUACGCUUACUAUAGAUAAGAGGAAACGCCCCUGGCUGAGUCAGAAUCUGACCAAUCAGGUCAUGAACAGCAGCAGCACCCUGACUCUGACCUGCUCCGCCUUGGGAGUGCCCCUUCCCAACAUCACCUGGUACAAAAACAAUGUUCCAGUGGCGGAAGGCCCAGGUAUUACACUUGGAAAAGAUGGCAAUCUGACCAUUGAGCGGGUGAAGAAAGAUGAUGAGGGUUUGUACAAGUGUGUGGCCAGGAACGUCGAUGGCAUGGUGGCAACUAGUGCUGUCAUCACUGUGGUUGGAGAUGAAGGGAAACCAAACAUUGAGGUUAUCAUUCUGGUGUGCACAGGAGCAGCAGCCACCUUCCUCUGGCUCAUGCUCAUCCUCUUCAUCCGCAAGUUGAGGAAGCAACCAGCACACUAUAAAAUGGGGCCAUCCAUCAUCCUUGACCCUGAUGAGUGUCCCCUGGAUGAGCAGAAUGAACUUCUUCAGUAUGACAGCAGCAAAUGGGAGUUUCCCCGUGACCGCUUGCGACUAGGCAAAACUCUUGGGCACGGAGCCUUUGGAAAAGUGGUUGAGGCCUCUGCCUUUGGGAUUGACAAACUCUCCACAUGCAAGACCGUUGCUGUCAAAAUGCUGAAAGGAGGAGCUACAACUAAUGAGCGGAAAGCUCUGAUGUCAGAGUUGAAGAUCCUGAUCCAUAUAGGUCAUCACCUGAACGUGGUCAACCUACUUGGAGCAUGCACUAAGCCAGGAGGACCACUAAUGAUGAUAGUGGAGUUCUGCAAGUAUGGCAAUUUGUCUAACUAUUUAAGAAGCAAGAGAGCCGAUUUUCUCGUCUACAAGAGCCAGGAUGGUAAGGUGGUGUCAUCGGGGCUAGGCUGCGAGUUGAGCGAACUCAUGAAGCGCCGCCUGGAGAGUGUGGCCAGCACCGGAAGCUCUGCAAGCUCCGGCUUCAUCGAAUAUAAGAGCUACUGCGACUCAGAGGACGAGGAGGAAGAGCCUGAAGACUUGUAUAAAAGAGUGCUGACAAUGGAGGAUCUGAUUUGCUAUAGUUUUCAAGUUGCAAAAGGCAUGGAGUUCUUGGCAUCACGCAAGUGCAUCCAUCGUGAUUUGGCUGCAAGAAACAUCCUGCUUUCUGAAAACAACGUUGUAAAGAUAUGUGAUUUUGGACUUGCCAGGGACAUCUACAAAGACCCAGACUACGUGCGCAAAGGAGAUGCCAGACUUCCCCUCAAGUGGAUGGCGCCUGAGGCCAUUUUUGACAAGAUCUACACAACUCAGAGUGAUGUAUGGUCCUUUGGAGUGCUCAUGUGGGAAAUAUUUUCCCUGGGUGCCUCCCCAUAUCCCGGCCUCCAAAUAGACGAAGAGUUUUGUUGCCGACUAAAAGAGGGGACCAGGAUGAGAGCCCCGGAAUAUUCUUCCUCUGAAAUAUAUCAGACCAUGCUGGACUGCUGGCAGGGGGAACCACAGGACCGACCAACCUUCACUGAGCUGGUAGAGAGGUUGGGAGACUUGCUUCAGGUCAGCGUGCAACAGGAGGGGAAGCACUACAUACCCAUCAACACAGCCCUGCUGGCCAAGGUGGGAAACCAGUGCACCACAGAGCCCUUGGAGGAGAUGCCAACACGGCCGGCCUCUCACCGUGACUCGGGGAGCACGUGGAACAUCAAGAUCCGUCCUGCCAGUGUGAAAACCUUUGAUGAAGUUGCUAUAGAGAAUGGGACAAAUGAUAACCAUGAGGGUGGUCAGUCAGACAGUGGGAUGGGUCUGUCUUCUGACGAUAUGAGGACUCUGAAGCGUUUGGAGUCACUGGCAGGCCGGCCCCUCAGUAUCAUGGCUCUGGCGAUGAAGGCAGUGAGUAAGAGCAAAGAGUCUGUGCUGACUGAGGGAGAGAAGGACAAGUACCCACCGCCAGCCCCAGCUCUAGACUUCAGCUUGGAUGACUCAGCCUUGGAGCCAGAUCUGGAGUGUCACAGCCCGCCACCAGACUACAACUAUGUGGUGCGCUAUUCCACCCCGCCUGUGUAGCCCCCCUGACACCCAACCCCAGGAGAAUCUGACUGACAGCCUUAAGGCCUCAGCUUAGUCACCCUUUCCCAUUAAUCUGCCCUUGGACUUCACAGCUAACUUCACAGCUCAUCAUAAAAUGCCCUGUCUUUCUCCAUUUUUAACAACACUUUGUCCUUUUUUCAAGAUUGAAGGCACAAACAUGUGUGAGGUGCUGUUACAUGGCAGCUUUGUUUGAAAAGGACUCUCUUGAGAUGCCUUUCCUUGGCAUCUGCCCGGCUCAAACUUGCAUUAGUCAGCUUCUCAAAAGCCCACUGUGCUGAGAAAGGGAACCUCCAGUCAAACUGCCCACCUCCUAGGAUCUCGUUUUAAAGCUGCUGGUUCCUCCCAUAUCCACUGUGAUAUCCUUUCAAACAGUGAAAGACAGGCGUCUCAGGUAUCUCUGUGAUCUACUGUGAACGAAAACCAAGCACAAGUUUUUUGCUCACAGCGCCCUUGCAGAGAGAAAGUAAUAUGAUGUGAUUGCUACACAAGUUUUUUGCUCACAGCGCCCUUGCAGAGAGAAAGUAAUAUGAUGUGAUUGCUAUUUAAAGAUUUGUCAUUUUAGAACCCAUUUCUCUUCUGUUUCAUUCUACGAUUAAAACAUAAACUACGCUAACUCAGGUUAAGAUAGACACAGGGGAGGGCUCCUUUGUUAUCUAGAGGUAGAUUGGUCUACGCGCCCCACCCACCCCCCACCCUUAAACACAAGGGUCAGUGUGGAAAAUCCCAGGUUGUUGGAUGGAACAGGGUAGAGUUGAGAGUGAAACAACCACACUGCUUAACAUUUAACAGUACAUUUCGACCAUGAAGGCAUUUUAAAUGAGGGGCUAUAUUUGGAUUCGUAGCCCCAUCCUGAUCUCAUCAAGCUAUUGAAAGAAACCUCUGAAAAUCUGUGUAUUUUUGUUGCAGUCAAGUGAAAAGUGGGAAAGUGAGAUGAUACUCCACAGCCACAUGGUUUUGUUUAUUUUCUUGUGUACAAAGCUAGUUAAAAACAUGAACCUCAUAGUAACUGAGUCUCUGAAAGCACUAGCAAAGUAAUUUUUGCAUAUUUAUUUAGAUAAUGUUACAUUGCUUAUUAAUCCAUGUUUUGCAUUUAGAGUCACACUGAAGUGUUAACUAAGGAUUUACCAGCUGCCUCCUCCUGAUAACAACAUGUAAAACUCCAGAUUUAUUUGCUGUUUACGCUGCUGUAUACACUAUAAUUACAUUAUUAAGCUGCAGGAAUCUGCAUUUGCAGGAAUGUGUGUAUGGAAAUACUCUAUUUCUGGUCCUUUGUUUUGCGCUAAUUGUUACCGAGGCUUGCAGGGCAGGCUACAGAAACUCUUACAUGUGUAUGAAGUUAGCACCAGGCUGGUCACUAUAUACUGGUCAUUCUAAGUUAUACUAUCCAUGUUAACACAUGUAUCUUUCAUUAUUCUUCAAAGUUUCACCUUUUCUUUGCAAAAGAGUGGAUAUAAUGGAUGUGCUGUGGAUUGAAGCUUAAUUCCUUUCACUUUACCAGCUUACAGUCCAGCUUGCGGUAUUAAACACAUACCCUAUAGGAGUGUGAAGAGCUUGUGCUUUUUGACCACUAAAUAAAUCCAGUAGUGUCAGCGCACUAUUCAGUGGAUAUAGGGAACUCUGUCUCCAAGGCCUCUCAUAUUGCCAAAUGGUGUUUUGUCAUGUGGACCAAUUGUGGAUUUUUUUUUUCUAGGGGAGGAAAUGAUGCACUGAUUUCUAUCAAAUAUAAGAUUUUGUAUUCUAAGUAUAUAUUAUUUACCAGCAGUGUUGGGGUAACACUUUAUAUAGUACUCAGAUUGCAUUUUGUAAGUAAUUUUAACAUUUUAGUUGUCCAACUCGUGCAACUCAAUAUCUUUACAGAGUAUGUUUUUUAUUGUUUUAUUUUUAUUUGUAUUGUGUCAUGUCAAAUUAUUUCUCAUCAGCCUAUAACAUCAGUUCCAUGCUUUGCUUAACCAGUUUAUGUUCAUUUCUUGUGUCUUAAAUUCCAUCUGUUAUUUAAAUGGGCUGUCAUAUAAUUUAAACCACUGUUAUUACAAUCACAUUAACAUACAAAGUCACCAAUUUAAUUAUGAAGAGCAUUUUAUUUGUAUGGUCCUCUCUUUUUUCUGUAUAACAAGUAUCAACAACACCUUCAACGGCUCAGCCUACCUUUUGUCUAUGAUAACAUAGUGUAAUAGUGUAACAAUUGACAUGUACUGGAGGUAACCUUGUAACUUAACCUGUGUAUUUGAAGAGUUAUGUCCCCCAACACUGUUAUACCCAUGCAUAUGAAGUAAAUAAAUCAAGUAAAUAAAUAAAGAGCUAUAUAUUUGUACUUUACA
Molecule: messenger RNA, 6796 nt
Organism: Lampris incognitus (smalleye Pacific opah)
Lineage: Eukaryota; Metazoa; Chordata; Actinopteri; Lampriformes; Lampridae
Gene: kdrl
Product: kinase insert domain receptor like
Exons: 30
Coding region: 516-4454 (1312 amino acids)
Biological process (GO): multicellular organism development; positive regulation of kinase activity; cell surface receptor protein tyrosine kinase signaling pathway
Cellular component (GO): signaling receptor complex
Molecular function (GO): ATP binding; transmembrane receptor protein tyrosine kinase activity
Source: RefSeq, a predicted model, not a curated record